GUGGUUGUGGCGGCGGGCGGACGUCACGUGAUCACUCAGCUCAUGUGACAAAGGAGAAAGUCAAAACAGGAACAAAAUGGCUGCAACUGGCGACGACGCUGCAGCGAUGGACAGCAUCUCCAGGGCUCCAGCGGCCCACUUGGCGGCUCUGAACCCGGCCGUGAGCAGCACCGCCGCCUCCUCUCAGGGAGAAGGGCCGGAGGUUGUGGCGGAAACCCCGGCGGUCGUUCCCAAGAAGCCCAGUACCAACAGUGAUGGUGGUGUGGAAACAGCAGAGGAGGCUGUGGAGCCUGCAGAGCCUGAUAUCAAUGAGCUGUGCACUGAUAUGUUUGAUAAGAUGUCAGUCUUCCUGCAGGGAGAAUUGACAGCUACCUGUGAGGAUUACCGGCUACUGGAGAACAUGAACAAGCUUACUAGUCUUAAGUACAUGGAGAUGAAGGACAUCAGCAUCAACAUCAGCCGUAACCUGCAGGAUCUCAACAACAAGUAUGCGAGCCUUCAGCCCUACUUGGACCAGAUAAAUCAGAUCGAGGAGCAAGUGUCUUCACUUGAACAGGCUGCUUACAAACUGGACGCGUACUCUAAGAAACUAGAGGCCAGAUUCAAAAAACUGGAGAAGCGAUGAGGGGGAAUAAGUGGCAGACUGACGGUUGGGGUGCCUUCUCACCUUCUUUAACCCAACUCGGCCGUGCCUUCCUCUCCCCCUGCCAGCAGGGCCAGGAGCUGCGGGGAGGAUGUGAACUGAGACUGAAACAACAAACAGUCAGAGCCACUUAGACACCAAGAAACGACCACGGAGGAAGCAGCUGAAGGCACAUGAAUUAGUACUGCAGUGCUUGGCUUAGAUUUAACUCCUGUAUCACUGGUUUUGGCAGCAGUUGUGCAGCCAUGAGUGUGUGUGGUUGUAUACCCACGUACUUUUACAGAUGCACUUGCUAAUUAUCAGCAUAUCCUAACUGAGUGAUGGAAUCAGAAUAUACUAAUUUACUUCUAAACCAAAAGAAACGCAGCAGAUUGACAGACUUACACCACUGGAGUAUAUAACAACACCUUUGUCACAUGAAGAUACUUUAAUGAUGAUGAAGCAUGUCAUCGAUCUGUUUGUAAAAAUGUCCCGGCCCUCUUUAAUUCUGAGCUUUUCAGGCCACCGACCUAUUGACAGACAGAAAUAGAAAUGGUUACCUGACAUCUGUGUUGGGCUUUGUUGUUACAAAUGUAUAUUUUGGGUAAACAGUUCCACAAACAGCUUAAAUUGUAACAUUUGUUAUGUUUUAAAAACUACUGUGUAGAGAGCAGCUAGAAAUCGCACUACAAUCUUUGUAGAUUGGGUCUAAAGCGUGCACAUUCAAAAGAAAGAUAUUUGAUACAAAUUAUUGUGUAUUACAUCUAUCCUGAGAUAUUGACACUGACAACUGGAGUUUUUUCUGUAAAUAAACCAUGAUGUGCAUAUCA
This is a messenger RNA of Acanthopagrus latus (yellowfin seabream), 1452 nucleotides long. RefSeq names its product biogenesis of lysosomal organelles complex-1, subunit 2 (gene bloc1s2). The coding region runs from base 77 to 625 and encodes 182 amino acids. Gene Ontology annotation, biological process: endosomal transport; lysosome localization. The transcript has 5 exons. Lineage: Eukaryota; Metazoa; Chordata; Actinopteri; Spariformes; Sparidae. The record is from RefSeq and is a predicted model, not a curated record. Gene Ontology annotation, cellular component: BLOC-1 complex; gamma-tubulin complex; BORC complex. Gene Ontology annotation, molecular function: gamma-tubulin binding.